Salvia hispanica is the source of this 1107-nucleotide messenger RNA. Lineage: Eukaryota; Viridiplantae; Streptophyta; Magnoliopsida; Lamiales; Lamiaceae. The record is from RefSeq and is a predicted model, not a curated record.
GUUAUCAUAGUUAUUCAACUGUCAUCUCAAAUGGAUGCCGCAACUUCAACUGUCCAAUUCUCCCGGCCUCUCAUUUCCUUCAACCCAAAAUUCUCACCGGCGGCUUCACAAAGGCUCAGAAUUCCUUCUCGAUUGCGUUUCUCCGCCGCCGCCGCCGUUACCACGUCGGAGUAGUUGUGGCCAGGAAUCUGAAAUUGAAGUCGAGAAUCGAAAGAUCGAACUGCUGCGAGCUGUUACCGACACCAAUCGCGGCCUAACUGCUACGCCCCUUCAACGCUCCGCCAUCGAGGAAGCUCUGGUGAAUGUUGAAAGUUUUGAUGCAGGGGAGCCGAUUCAGUUGAGUUUGUUGGAUGGCACAUGGCGCUUGCAGUACACGUCCGCCUCUGAUGUUGUCAUUCUCUUUCAGUCUGCCGAAACUCUCCCUUUCUUUGAGGUUGAUCAAAUAUAUCAAAAGUUUGAGUGCAAUGAUCAAUCCAGGGAAGGUGUAGUCCGGAAUAUUGUAAGAUGGAGCAUACCUAAUCUGUUGGAGGAGCAUGAAGGUGCAACUCUGAUCGUGUCUGCAAAAUUUUCCACGGUCUCUGUUCGAAAUAUCUAUCUUGAGUUUGAAGAGAUAGCUGUUCAAAACAUAAAAAUUGGUGAAGAGUUGCAAGCUCUACUAGCUCCAGCGAUACUACCCCGGUCAUUUUUGAGUUUGCAGAUCCUGCAGUUUAUUAGAUCUUUCAAAGCUCAAUUUCCUGUCAGGCCGAGUUCUCAGAGUGGGUCGCAGCGCAGUUGGCAGUGCAGAACUGUGGUGAUCUUGAGGUCACGGGUUCAAACUCCGUCAUCCGUUGAAGACUUUCGGCCUUAAUCCGCAAGGACAGUCGAGCAGGAUUAGUUGAAUUCACCAAAAGACGGGUUUGCUACGCCUGUGGUUAAACCAAAAAGAAAAAAGAAAAAAAAACUGCAUUUCCACUUCCAUAUACAUUGUACACACAUAUACGCCAACUAAAUCCUUAAAACGCACAAAUUUAUAAAUUCUAAUCUUAAUAUAUAUAGGUUUAGAUAAAUGACAUGCUACAUAUUUUUUACAAGCAUUAUUUGUUAGUAGUGAGCACUAAUCUCGUUUAA